AUGAAUUAAAAUAAAUAGUGUUACCGAUAAAAUCGCAUAAUAAUUGGAUUCGUAUUAAUAAACAUACAUAAUUAUAUAUAAUAAUAAUUGUAAUAAAAUUUGUAAUAGUUCUAAAGAAUAAAUAGUGCUAUUGGUAAAACAUGGAAUUGGUCAGUGUUACUACUGCUACUGAUGCAGCUCAAUCUGUCUCAGAAAAUGAAACAAAAACAAAUGAUUCUCAGUAUGAUAAAGAUUCCGAUGGCAAGAAAGCUUCGAAACUCUUGUACGGAAUAAAUGAUAAUCCUCCAUGGUAUUUGAGCAUAUUUCUAGCCUUUCAACACUAUUUGACCAUGAUUGGUGCAAUCGUUUCAAUUCCAUUUAUUUUAACGCCAGCACUGUGUAUGUCAGACGAGGAUCCAAAUCGUGGAAUUAUAAUUUCGACCAUGAUUUUCGUAACUGGCAUAGUGACUUAUGUGCAAGCAACUUGGGGAGUGCGAUUACCUAUAGUUCAGGGUGGUACGAUAUCGUUUUUAGUUCCAACUUUGGCUAUAUUGGCGUUGCCGCAGUGGAAAUGCCCACCUGCGGAGGAAAUCGAAGUUAUGAAUGAAGAUAGUCGUCAAGAAUUAUGGCAGAUACGCAUGCGUGAGUUAUCAGGUGCAAUUGCAGUUUCAGCUAUGGUCCAAGUCAUUUUGGGUUAUACUGGCUUAGUGGGCAAAAUUCUUCGAUUUGUAACCCCUCUGACAAUAGUGCCAACAGUAUCAUUAGUUGGUCUCACAUUAUUUGAACAUGCUGCAGAAACAGCCUCUAAGCAUUGGGGUAUAGCGGUAGGGACUACAUCUAUGUUGACUCUAUUUUCCCAAAUAAUGUCAAAUGUUGCCAUACCUAUGCCAGUUUAUCGAAAAGGACACGGUGUUGAAUUUCGACCAUUUCUGCUGUUCCGUUUGUUUCCGGUGCUUUUAACAAUAAUUAUUAUGUGGGGUCUAUGCGGAAUACUUACACUAACUAAUGUAUUUGAGGAAGGACAUCCAUCUCGGACUGAUGUACGCAUCAAUGUACUAAUCAAUGCAAAAUGGUUCUAUGUUCCAUAUCCAGGACAAUUUGGUUUACCAUCUGUCACUUUAUCGGGCGUUUUAGGAAUGCUUGCGGGGGUGUUGGCAUGUACUGUAGAAUCAUUGAGUUAUUAUCCAACAGUAUCUCAAAUGGCAGAAGCCCAAUCCCCACCAUUACAUGCUAUUAAUCGUGGUAUCGGAACUGAGGGUUUAGGUACAGUUUUGGCUGGUCUUUGGGGUGCUGGCAAUGGUACAAACACAUUUGGUGAAAACGUUGGCGCCAUUGGGGUAACAAAGAUCGGAUCUCGUCGUGUUAUUCAGUGGGCAGCAUUCAUAAUGGUUUUGCAAGGAGUUAUAGGAAAGUUUGGAGCUGUUUUUAUUUUAAUUCCAGACUCUGUAGUUGGCGGAAUAUUUUGUGUUAUGUUUGGUAUGAUUGUUGCAUUCGGCCUCUCAACAUUACAGUACGUAGAUUUAAGAUCAGCCCGAAAUCUUUACAUACUGGGUCUAUCAAUAUUCUUUCCCAUGGUAUUAUGUAAAUGGAUACAGCAACACCCAGAUGCUAUUAAAACUGGAAAUGAUACCAUUGAUUCAACACUGACUGUUCUAUUGGGUACCACUAUUUUAGUGGGUGGUCUAUUAGGCUGCAUAUUGGAUAACAUAAUACCAGGAACACCAGAUGAACGUGGACUUAUUAAUUGGGCUAAAGAAAUGCCCCUUGGUGAUGACAACAUUAACGAUGGUACUGCUACAGAUUAUGAUUUCCCCUAUGGUAUGGAAACUUUAAAAAGAUGGAAGUGGACUUAUUAUGUGCCUUUCUUACCCACAUAUAAAUUGCAAACAAAAGACAGUUGAAUAUAUAAAACUUAAAUUGUAUUUGUAACUUUUUAUGUUUAUAUAUGUACAUAUGUAUAUGAAAAUAAUAUUUUACU
Messenger RNA from Lucilia cuprina (Australian sheep blowfly), 1957 nucleotides. Its product is annotated as solute carrier family 23 member 2. Gene Ontology annotation, molecular function: transmembrane transporter activity. The coding region runs from base 141 to 1880 and encodes 579 amino acids. Lineage: Eukaryota; Metazoa; Arthropoda; Insecta; Diptera; Calliphoridae. Gene Ontology annotation, biological process: transmembrane transport. Gene Ontology annotation, cellular component: membrane. The transcript is spliced from 8 exons. The record is from RefSeq and is a predicted model, not a curated record.